AUCUUUAUCCGAACGAAAUUCCCUCCCUUUGUUUCUUCUGCACUUUCGUUCAUUUUCUCUCUCCCGCUUUUUUAUUUUCUCACUUCCCAAACAACCCACCAACUCACCCAGAUCUCUCCCUCUCCACUGCAAUCCAUGAAGCGCCGACUUCCCUUCUCUUCCACGAACCCUCCUCCAUUCGCUCCCACCGCCGAUUACCACCGCUUCGUCUCCGACCACCGCCAUCCACCACCUCACACCGACGCCGAAGCUGUGGUCGUCAACUCCCCUAUGCCUAUAUCAGGAAAGAUAAGGAAGUCAAGCAAAGCCUCUAGACCUACAAAAUGCAAUAGGAGCAAGAGAUUUGAACCUCAAACUCCAGGCUCAAUCUUAGGUUCUCCUUCAGGCAAUAAUUUAGCUCUUGCUGGUUCAUGUCGUUAUGACAGCUCUUUAGGUCUGUUGACAAAGAAGUUCAUCAAUUUGAUCAAACAAGCUGAGGAUGGUAUUCUUGAUCUGAAUAAUGCUGCUGACACAUUAGAGGUACAAAAGAGGAGGAUAUAUGAUAUAACAAAUGUUCUUGAAGGGAUCGGCCUUAUAGAAAAGAAGCUUAAGAACAGAAUUCAAUGGAAGGGCCAGGAUGUUUCAAGACCAGGGGAGGCUAAUGAUAGUUUUGCUAGUAUACAGGCUGAAGUUGAAAAUCUUACAAUAGAGGAGCACCGUUUAGAUGAGCACAUAAGAGAGGUGCAAGACAGACUAAGGGAUCUUAGUGAAGAUGAAAACAAUCAAAAGUAUCUUUUUGUGACUGAGGAAGAUAUGCAGACCUUGCCUUGCUUCCAGGAUAAAACCCUGAUAGCAAUUAAAGCCCCACAUUGCACCACUUUGGAGGUCCCUGAACCUGAUGAGGCUGUUGAUUAUCCCCAGAGGAGAUUCAGGAUAGUCCUGAGAAGCACAAUGGGUCCAAUAGAUGUAUACCUUAUUAGUCAAUUUGUGGAAAAGUUUGAAGAGAUUAGGGGUGUUGAUGUGGCACCCACUCUUCCAUCCAGUCCAGAGUUUAACAAGCAUCAACCAAUAGUGGUCUCAGAGGAUAUAGGGAGUGACCAAGAAAUGCAAGCACAAGAUGUUAAUGGGACUAGGUCAGAUUUACCUACUUCACAGGACUUUGCCAGUGGGAUCAUGAAGAUUGUUCCUUCAGAUUUUGAUAGCGAUACUGAUUACUGGCUUUCAUCUAAUGCUGAUGUUAGCAUAACAGACAUGUGGAAAACAGAACUUACAGCAGGUGUUGAAUGGAAUAAUCUGUACACAGUUCAAGAAGAUUAUUGUAUGACUCAUGCGAGCCCACCACCACUGAACGUAAACGAAGUGCCUUUGGUAUCUAACACAACUGCAGGUUGAUGUUUACAAGGAUGUUUCAUGAUGAUGCUUUAUCAUUGUUUCUCCAAGAAGCUCGUCUGAGGAGCUAAGAGUGGCACUCAACUGCUUCAUUGUACAGUGAAUGAUCAUAUUACAUAAUCCCAGCUACCACCCUGUGGUUCAAAAUAAAAAGCUUGCGGCUUUGGUGAAUCAGUUCUUGUAUAUUAUUGUAAUUGUAAUUCUUGUUUUUCUGGAGAACUAUGCUCGAUUUGCACCUCGCUCAACUUUAUUAAUCUGUUCAUUUUCUUGAGUUGCAAUGUGCGGCUUUGUUAGCGAAAUUGUAAAGUAGUUUCAUCUUGGAUUGUUAUUCACCUAUUCUGUUGAGAAAAGGGAGUAAUAUACUAUCACAAGGAAAAAAGUUCAAUGCAUCAUCUGUUAUCAUUUUGUAAACUUA
This is a messenger RNA of Lotus japonicus, 1783 nucleotides long. RefSeq names its product transcription factor E2FB-like. Gene Ontology annotation, cellular component: RNA polymerase II transcription regulator complex. The transcript is spliced from 14 exons. Bases 136 to 1371 code for a protein of 411 amino acids. NCBI's taxonomy places the organism in Eukaryota, Viridiplantae, Streptophyta, Magnoliopsida, Fabales, Fabaceae. Gene Ontology annotation, molecular function: RNA polymerase II cis-regulatory region sequence-specific DNA binding; protein dimerization activity; DNA-binding transcription factor activity, RNA polymerase II-specific. The record is from RefSeq and is a predicted model, not a curated record. Gene Ontology annotation, biological process: regulation of transcription by RNA polymerase II.